Molecule: messenger RNA, 969 nt
Organism: Patiria miniata (bat star)
Lineage: Eukaryota; Metazoa; Echinodermata; Asteroidea; Valvatida; Asterinidae
Product: mu-type opioid receptor-like
Exons: 1
Coding region: 1-969 (322 amino acids)
Biological process (GO): G protein-coupled receptor signaling pathway
Cellular component (GO): membrane
Molecular function (GO): G protein-coupled receptor activity
Source: RefSeq, a predicted model, not a curated record
AUGGAGCAGAUUCUAUGGCUGCGUAUCUUUCAGACCAUCGUGGGUAUUGUCGGCAUCUUGGGCAACGGUCUCGUCUGUGUUGUUAUCGGUAAAGUCUCAUCGAUGCACACUCGUACCAACGCCUUCAUCUUCCACCAAGCUGUGGUGGAUCUUCUUGGUUCAUUUAUGACUCUUUUGCAGAGCGAGGCCCCGAUACCCGACCCCGUGCCCAAUAACGCCCUUGGGUGGGUAGUGUGCCACAUUUGGUACUCCAGAUUUGCACUUUUCCUCCUUUAUGUGAUAUCAACGUACAACCUGUUGUCGUUGACUAUGGAGCGGUACUUCGCCAUCGUUCACCCGUUCACGUACCAAGCAGCCUUCGCCAAGCGCCCAAGACUGAAAGUUGGCGUGGUCAUUGCGGCGUGUUGGAUCAUUGGAACAGUUAUCAACUCUUACGUCGCUAACGCCUUUAAGGUACAAGGCGGCAGAUGCGUCUCGAGUGCCGCGUAUCGGUCCAAAGUCAUCGGGGGCCUGGUGGCCAUUCUGCAGUAUAUCGUGCCGGUGGCAGUGAUGCUGUUUGCGUACAUUCGCACCAGCGUAGAGCUUAAGAGUGGAGCGGCCCGAGUUGGACCGGCACCGGCCAACGUGGGUCAAGCAGCUGGAGCAUCUACCACGGAUGGCAACGCCCAACCAGAAGGUAUGAUGGAGUCCCUACUCCGAGCUAGACGUAAUACCUUCAAAAUGCUUUUGAUCGUCUUUAUCACCUUCCUGGUGUGCUGGACACCAAACCAGAUCAUCUAUCUCUUGUUCAAUCUGGGUUGGAAUCUCAAUGUUCAGGAUUGGUACUACCUUUUGUCUAUAGCGAUGGUUGCUGCAAAUAGCUGCGUCAAUCCGGCCAUCUACGCCUUCAAGUAUCGUCAAUUCCGCAAAGGGAUACGCGAAGUAUUUAGCAGACGACUCGUGCGCCUUCAAGAAGCUUCAAAUUCCUGA